This is a messenger RNA of Lethenteron reissneri (Far Eastern brook lamprey), 2210 nucleotides long. Its product is annotated as SPARC-like. Gene Ontology annotation, biological process: anatomical structure development. NCBI's taxonomy places the organism in Eukaryota, Metazoa, Chordata, Hyperoartia, Petromyzontiformes, Petromyzontidae. Gene Ontology annotation, molecular function: calcium ion binding; extracellular matrix binding; protein binding. The record is from RefSeq and is a predicted model, not a curated record.
UCCUACCCCCAGCGUCUUCCUUUAUGAGUCUGCGUCUCUCCCCGUUACUCUCGCAUUGAGACCCCGGGAGCUGAAACGAACGUGUGAACGAAUCUCUUACGCCUGGUUGACUCAGUGACAAAUCAGAAUGAAGCUGUGGAUCUUCCUCUGCAUGGGGCUCGUCGGGACAGCUCUGGCCUUGCCCGAGAGUUACCUGGAGAGUGCUUUGGAAGCCGAUGGCGAGGUCGUUGAGGAAUUGCCAAUGGAAGGAGGCAAUCCCGUGGAGGAGGAGGUGGAGUUUGAGGAUGAGUCGUGGGCGGAGGGGAAGGAGGAGACCAGAGAUGACGCCUCUGGGCCGUGUGGGUCGUACCACUGCAAGGAGGGGAAGGUGUGCGAGGUGGACGAAACCAACCAGCCCCUGUGCAUCUGCCAAGACCCCUCGACGUGCCCCAAGGUUAUCAACGAUUUUGAAAAGGUGUGCGGCACCGACAACACCACCUACGGAAGCAGCUGCCACUUCCACGCUCACAAGUGCUCCCUGGAGGGCACCAAGAAGGGACGCAAACUGCACCUCGACUACCUGGGGCCCUGCAAGGAGAUCACCCCUUGUGAUGAUGCGGAGCUGUCCGAGUUCCCACUGCGCAUGCGCGACUGGCUCAAGAACGUCCUCGUGCAGACCUACAACAACAACCCCUCCCAGCUCACCGACAAGCAGCAGAGCCGGGUGAAGAAGAUGGUCGAGAACGAGAAGCGUCUGGAGUCCGGAGACCACUCGGUGGAGAUCCUGCGGCGGGACUUCGUGAAGAACUACAAGAUGUUUGUCUACCCCGUGCACUGGCAGUUCGCUCAGCUCGACAGCACUCUGGGAGACCAGUACCUCUCCCACUCGGAGCUGGCCCCACUGAGGGCCCCGCUGGUACCCAUGGAGCACUGCACCACGCGCUUCUUCCUGUCGUGCGACGCCGACUCGGACGCCUACGUCUCCCUCUCGGAGUGGGCUGCGUGCUUCGGAGUCAAGCCCGAGGACGUGAGCGAAGACCUGCUGAUGUAGAAGGAGACAAGAGAAGAGAGAUAUAUAACAUCCAUUGCAAGACGCACUCACACGCACGCAUGCACACAUGCAUACACUUGUAUACAACAUUGUACAACAUGCACUUGUAUACAACAUUGUAACUAUUUUAACACAAAGACACACACGCACCCUAACUAUUGACAUGUACUACAUACGUAAGUAUACAUGGGCGCGCACUCACUCAUGCACUCAUUCACACACUUACACGCUCACUCACACACUCACUCAAUUACUCACACACUCACUCACACACUCACUAACAUUCUCACUUACUCACGCACUCAUUCACACACUUACUCAUACGCUCACUCACACACUCGCUCACUCACACACACGCGCGCGUGCACUUUCCUGCCAAGGAAAAUCCUCUGUAGGUGGCUUAAGGACCAAUAAAUACUUUCCUCCAAAAGUCCACGGUGCAAAUGAGCGGACAGGGAGGAAGUCUCCCUCGGCGUUUAUCAGGGCAAGUGGCUUCCUGUGAGGAGCUCCAGACCCCAUGGUGCUAUUUCUGAGGGAUGUGUCCAUUCACAACCCAUCGCUUCGGCGUGCUGCAGUGGAGUGAAUCUGUGGGAUUCCACGGUGGGGUGAAUCUGCAGACUCCUGGGCGGAAUGAAUCCGCAGUGGAGUGAAUCUGGAGUGGGGUGAAUCUGCAGAAUUCACAGUGGACUGAAUCUGGAGUGGGGUGAAUCUGCAGAAUUCACAAUGGAUUGAAUCUGGAGUGAGGUGAAUCUGCAGAAUUCACAAUGGACUGAAUCUGGAGUGGGGUGAAUCUGCAGAAUUCACAAUGGACUGAAUAUGGAGUGGGGUGAAUCUGCAGAAUUCACAGUGGACUGAAUCUGGAGUGGGGUGAAUCUGCAGAAUUCACAGUGGACUGAAUCUGCAGGACUCGCAGUGGAGUGAAUCUUCAGAAUCCACACACUCGCACGGCAGUCGUUCCUCGUGUCGAGACGUCUCCCUCUCUCUGGGUGUUUCUGGCUCCUCAUCAGCUGGGCAGAGUCGAGCUCAAACCCCGGGGUGCGUUCUCCCUUCACCCCCCUCAAUCUCUUGCCCUCUUCCCCUCGGCCUCUCCUCCGGUCUCUCCCUCCUGGCUUCGUCUCUUCGCCAUGCGCCGUUCUGUUGCCGACUUUUUAUCUUAAAUACACACAAACGGGAGAUCGUG